This is a messenger RNA of Pyrenophora tritici-repentis Pt-1C-BFP, 219 nucleotides long. Lineage: Eukaryota; Fungi; Ascomycota; Dothideomycetes; Pleosporales; Pleosporaceae. The record is from RefSeq and is a predicted model, not a curated record.
AUGAGUAGUGACGCCCGUGUGGAUAGCAAUUGGUGGAGUCUCCAGAAGGGUGGUGGACCCUAUGCUGGGGUAUGGCGCCCUAGCGUUCGCCGAGGACCCGAAGCCGGGCAGCUCUGUGGCCACCCUACUGUACAGUACCCCUCACCAAGUGCUUCCUAUCGCGGCUACGGCGGCGGAUACGUCAAGGUGUCUGGUGGCGCAACGGCACAGCUUACAUAG